AUGAGGUCACAGGAGGAGGCGUCUUCCUUCAGGAGGUUUUUUCAGUACGUGGAGGACAGCAGUCUGCGAACGUACGACAGCCUGGUGAUCCAAAACGCCUCUGACAUCGCCAGAGAGAGCGAUCGCAUUCGCAACCAGAAUAACUGGACAUACCUUCAGGAAAAACACCAGAAGAAGAGACGUCAGGAAGAAGCCAUCAAGAGGAUUGGUGAAGAUGUAGCCAUGGCAACAGAUGGGGCUGGAAAACAUUUCAGAAUGGGUUCUAUGACGAUGCCGGUGCCACAGGACCGUCUACCGCCCCCCAGUCGGGGUUUCAGCAUUCGAUCCCAGUCCCUCCACUCGGUGGGCGGAGAUGACGACUCCAAUCCCAACCGUAAACAACCCCCGCCCAAACCACGGAGAGACCCCAACACUAAACUGAGCAGCAGUUCUGAGACUGUGAACGGAGGCUCCGGAACCAUCAAGACGGACACUCAAGAGACCAAAGACACUUCGGAGCAGGCUGAAGCUCAGAGCCAGUUCUACACUGAGGACAAGAAGAUGCCUCCACCCAAACCCAAGAGGAACCCAAACACUCAGCUCAGCACGUCCUUCGAUGAAUCUUACAUCCAUAACCACGGCAACAAGAAGUCUUCCUUGCGAUGGGAUAAAUCUUCAUCCCAGAGUCAAAGUCCGGCAUCGAGAGACACGGACGACGAGGAACCGGUCUACAUCGAGAUGGUGGGCAACAUCCUGCGAGAGCUCCAAGGUCCAGAGACCGUGGAGGAUGAGCAGAGCGAGUCGGUGUACGAGGAGAUGAAGUACCCCAUGACGGAGGACUUCCUGCAGGAUGCUCAGUCCACCGUGAUGGACCCUGAAGCCUGGAUGUCCCGUGGCUCUCUCUGCGACAUCCCUCCACCGUUCCCCAACCUCCUGACGCACCGCCCGCCGCUGCUCGUCUUCCCCCCCCUCCCCGCUCAGUGCUCUCCCAAUUCUGACGAGUCCCCGCUGACCCCUUUAGAGGUCACACAACUGUCCAUGAUGGACAAUGCCUCUUACAGCAAGUCAGGUGGUGUCGAACAUCCUCAGGGCUCCACCCACCACCGCAAGGACCGGGACCAGGACCGAGACCGGGACCUGGCCUCCACACACACCAUCACCUUCUCUGGCCGCUCAUCAGCUCCGCCUCUCCCCUCCAACCUCUACAAGUCCUCUGGCUCUGCCAACAGUGGCCAUGCUUACCCCCGCAGCCAAUCAGCAUGUCCUUCUCCUGUCAGCAUGGGUCGCUCCCUGACUCCUCUGAGUCUGAAGAGACCUCCGCCAUAUGACGCUCUGAUGGCAGGAGGAAGUAUGCCCCGCUCUUCCUCUUCCUCAUCUUCACACAGGGCCAGGGAGGGUGGGGUUAAACUUAGUAACUCCUCCUCCACCCAUGGCUCCAUGCAGAAUGUGUCGAUGAGGUCACGGACACCCACGAGCCCAUUGGAUGAACUCAACAACCUGUUUACCUCGGGUAGACAGGUGAUGAAGAAAGUGACGGCAGACAGGAAGAGCCGAGGGAGCGGAGGGGACUCCAGGUCUCUGCCUAGACACGGCAGUAGAAACCGAGACGGGCAGUCCAGUCCAGUCUCAAGCAGGAUGGGGAGGUCAUCGGUCAGCCCCACCAUGAUGCUGUCUGGAGGAGGAGGAGGAGAAGCGAAGCUGCCUUGUAAACUUGGUCGUUCAGCGUCUACUUCAGGAGUUCCUUCACCAGGUGGGACAACACAGCAUCACCUGUAUGAGCCACAUCACCCGGCCCUCAGCCAGGUAUGA
Molecule: messenger RNA, 1788 nt
Organism: Pseudoliparis swirei
Lineage: Eukaryota; Metazoa; Chordata; Actinopteri; Perciformes; Liparidae
Gene: nyap2a
Product: neuronal tyrosine-phosphorylated phosphoinositide-3-kinase adaptor 2a
Exons: 5
Coding region: 1-1788 (595 amino acids)
Biological process (GO): neuron projection morphogenesis; phosphatidylinositol 3-kinase/protein kinase B signal transduction
Source: RefSeq, a predicted model, not a curated record